AUGGGGAAGAGGAGGAUGGGAGACCCUGUCCGGGGAGGUAUUCUCCACCUGCAGGUCUCCCUGACAAGUGUUUCCGCUGCCUUCUGCUCCCAGGACUAUUUGGGAGACUCCGGCUCUGACCACAGCUGCCUCCUGCUGGCCAAGAUCCAGGAGGUGAAUCAGUGCCUGGAGAAACUCCUUGCUGGGCCCAGAAAGGGCAGCGCCCCCCCAUGCUCCCACCAGGACCAGGCCAGGGACCCCCCCAUCCCGCUGCGGAAGAGGCUGGAGUUUCAGCAGCAAACGCUGUCGGUGCUGCGAGAGCAGAACCGCUUGCUUCUCGAGGUGAGGAGGCUGCAGGGGGCAGAGGACACCGAAGCGGCCGACCAGGUUGCUGCCAUGGGCCCGUCCGUGGCCAACUCCGUUGUGGAGCUGGGCCCAGGAUGGCCCAUGGGGCCGCUGUGGCCGACCCAAGAUGGCUGCCAGGCCCCAUUGCCUGCUGGGCCAGGAUGGCCGACCGCUGCCAACUACGUGGUGCCCCCGUGGGCAUUAGGCGCUGCGCGAGGCCUCUGUUUACAAUGGCCGAAUCUUGAGGCUGCGGGUGGGCCCCUGACGUGGCCGAUACCCCACGGUAGGGCUGCUUGAGGUGGGGGUGACAAAUGGCUGCACCAACGGGUCUGUUUGGGAGCCGGCAAUGGGGGAGGCCGGAUUCAAGAUGGCUGCUGGCACGGGGCCCUAGGCCUGGGGGGGAUGGUACCUCGGGGAAGGACGGGCUGUUGGUAGUGAGACAAGGUGGAUGCCGGAGAAGCCAGCCUUGCCCAACAGCACCCAGAUGGCUGCUAGGGUAGUGGGUUCAAGAUGGCCACUUUGCUGGCAGCACAAAGUACACCCCAGCGAAUUGCACAAUUAUGCACACGUGUAAUAGUGUGCAUAUAACAUACGACCACGCAUAAUCACAUUAUAUUGCAUAAUUUAAUCUGGGCAGGCUCUGUGCCUCCGGGGCUCCUGGCACCACGAGCGGUGCUGUGCAACUGGACAGCGGGGAGGGGAGCUCCUGCCUGCCGCGGGGCAUUGCACCCCCCUGCUGUUGGCAGCAGCGGCAGGUCCAAGAUGGCCCCCUCUCCCCCUGCCCUGCUAAGCCAGCCUCGUGAGGGCCUGCCUUACAUGGCUGCCCUGGGGGGGGCCUGGCCCAAGAUGAACACCCUUGCCCCCCCAACUGGGAGAUCCCUCCCCAAGGUGACUGCUUCUUCUGGGAGGGAGACCCCGAGAUGGCUGCCCCCCAAAGGGCCUGCCCCAGGUGGCCGCCCAUCGCUAUCUCGGCUGCAGGAGGCGUCGGCCAAGAGCGAGCGCAUCGCACGGCUGGAGCGGGAGAAGGCAGUGCUGGUCCAGCUGCUCCGGGAGACCCGGGGCAGCUGCAGCACAGCCCACAGGGCGCCCACGUUCCUCUGAGGUCACUUCCUGCUUGAUGACAUCGUGCCUGCUGAAACGGAACCCCAGCGUGGCAGCCUGUGUUGCUUAGCGAUGUCACUUCCUGCUGCUCCUCCUCAUCCUAAGGUUGCUGCCUCUGAAGUCACGUGCGCAGUGGUGUCUUCCCCCAAACUGAUGUGGUCUGCAGGAACCCAGGCAGCUGGGCCGCCCGCCUGUCCUGCCCACGCUGGAGUUCGUUGCCCUACUGGGUGCCCCAGGCUUUCCCUCGCCUGGAGAACCCAGGUGCAUGGGUCCCCUCACUUCCUCAUGGCCACAUUUCCUUCUGUCCUUCUCUCAUACAAACACACAACUCCAAACAUGUGGGUCACCCCCACCCCCAGGCAUCUGGGGCAUGUGUGUGCGUGUGCACGCACACACACCACCCAGGCAUCCAUGACAGACACAACCCAGGCACACGAGAUGCACACAUACCCCUUUGUGCCUCUCCCUUGAACACCCUCCUCCCCAGGCCCUGAGGACCCCGCUCCUCCCAGACCAGGUUCCCAGUGCGUGCCAACUGGGCCUCUGGGACACGCUUUCUAAGAUAAGAGGUAGCAUGGUAAGAGCCCGACCCUUCACUCCUGGUGGCUGCAGCUGGCCGAUCAUCUCGGCCACUUCCAUUCGUGCCUGGGAGACGGCAGCACUAUAAUCACAGAGUGCCUUCCUCCAAAACAGUGGUCACCAACCAGUUGAUCUCCAUCAACUGAUUGGUCAUGGAGCCUCUGAUAGUCAAUCUCAGGGUGAGGGGUGGGCACCAGAUCCUGCGGUGCCCUUUACAGACAAAAAGUGAUCUUCACCAUGAAAAGGUUGCAGACCACUGCUCCACAGGGUUUGUUUCAGACCCCCCUGGCUCUCCACCCUCCUUCCACCACUAUACAUAUAAGUAUCCAUUGAACUCUUUUUUCGUGAGAGUUGGCUUUACUGAAAACAAUCACGAGACUCCUGAUUUCCAGGUCAAAUUAACUCUGACUCAUGAUCUGAUAAAGAGAUCAAAUUUUGGGAUUUUUUCUUCUGGCAUGUGUAGAGAGUGCAAAGCUGGUAAGUCGGUGUAGGACAGGGGGUAGGGAGGUUGAUUGAGACCCCCAUGGUGAGGGAGGAAGUGGGGCAGGGGCUGUAGCGAAUGAAGCCUGGGGGCCAGGGCAAGUCAUGCAACAGCAGUGGGCAGCUGUCUGUGCGUGUCUGCCCCUCACUCCCAAGCCAUACCCCACCAGCCCUGCUGCUGCCCUCCACAGCACCCUGCAUCCUGCCAGGGUGUGGGGGGGACCCCCUCCUCGAGCUCCACACCCACAGCCCCAC
Molecule: messenger RNA, 2739 nt
Organism: Alligator sinensis (Chinese alligator)
Lineage: Eukaryota; Metazoa; Chordata; Crocodylia; Alligatoridae
Exons: 3
Coding region: 1-621 (206 amino acids)
Source: RefSeq, a predicted model, not a curated record